Notothenia coriiceps (black rockcod) is the source of this 858-nucleotide messenger RNA. RefSeq names its product nesprin-1-like. The transcript has 4 exons. The record is from RefSeq and is a predicted model, not a curated record. Lineage: Eukaryota; Metazoa; Chordata; Actinopteri; Perciformes; Nototheniidae. Gene Ontology annotation, molecular function: protein binding. The annotation marks the transcript as partial.
GUCUCUGUAACCUGGUUGUCUCUGUCCUCAGGAGACAUGUUGUCUCUGUAACCUGGGUGUCUCUGUCCUCAGGAGACAUGUUGUCUCUGUAACCUGGGUGUCUCUGUCCUCAGGGGACAUGUUGUCUCUGUAACCUGGGUGUCUCUGUCCUCAGGAGACAUGUUGUCUCUGUAACCUGGGUGUCUCUGUCCUCAGGAGACGGAGCAGCAGGUGAAGCAGAAGGAGCAGGACCUGCAGCAGGUGGAGGAGCAGGGCUGCGCUCUCGUGCAGAACAAGACGGACGAAGCAUGCGCCAUCGUCAUGGAGACGCUGCAGGGCGUCAACCACACCUGGGCUCACCUGGACCACCUGGUGGGUCAGCUGAAGCUCAGCCUCUCCUCAGUGCUGGAUCAAUGGACUCUGUACCGCGGCGCCUCAGAGGAGAUCAACGCUCGGCUGAUGGAGGGGCGGUACUCCGUCUCUAGGCUCCGCCUCCUCACCGGCUCGCUGGAGGCCGUGCAGCUGCAGGUGCAGAGCCUCCAGGAGCUCCAGGAGGAUCUGGAGAAGCAGGAGAGCAGCGUGAGGAGGUUUGGAGCGGUGACCCACCAGCUGCUGAAGGAGAGCCACCCCUCGCUGUCCGACUCGCUGAACAACAGCCUGCAGGACGUCAACGCAAGGUGGACGGGGCUCCUGGAGGAGAUCUCUGAGCGCAGGAGGAGCAGCGAGGCUCUGCUGCAGCUGUGGCAGAGAUACAAGCAUCUGCACGAGGAGAGCUGCAGCGGCAUGCGGCUGCAGGAGGACGCCAUGCAGCGGCUGGUCAACAGCUGCAGCGAGGAGAUCAGCGACGACGAGGUCAACGUCUGGAUCCAGGAGAGCAGC